GUCAGCAGCAAGACAGCAUGGCAGUCAGAGCUCUGUGCAUCAGACUGUUGAUGAUGCUCGUGACCCUGCUGUGUGCACAUGAACAGAAAGCUGAUGCCGUUUCUCUUCAUAUCGUUCCAAACAGACUGCAGUUCUUUGAGUAUGAAUCAGUGAUUUUUUACUGUGAGGGUGCUGUGUACUGGGAAGUUGUGCAUAAUAUCAAUGGGAAAAUAAACUUAUGUAGUCACACCAACAAGAAAACACCAGCAGGAUCAUUCUGCACCAUUAAAAAUGUUUAUAAAGAAGACAGUGGAGAGUACUGGUGUGAGACUAAAGAAGGGAAGAGAAGCAACACCAUCAACAUUGCUGUCACUGCUGUUUCUGUGAUCCUGGAGGUUCCUGCUGUUCCUGUGAUGGAGGGAGAAGCUGUGACUCUUCGCUGCAGAAACAAGACGACUUCCUCCAACUUCACCUCUAACUUCUAUAAAGAUGGACGUCGUGUCCAUCGAAGCUCCACAGGAGAGAUGACCAUCCAGAGAGUUUCCAAGUCAGAUGAAGGACUUUACAAGUGCAACAUCUCAGGAGCUGGAGAAUCACCUGAGAGCUGGCUGAAUGUGACAGUUAAUCCAGACAGUUACAAAGAGAUGAGCCUUUUCUCUUCUGCUGCCACACCUUGGGUCAUUUCCACUAUUGUUCUGAGCUUCCUGUUGGUAGUGGUGGGACUUUAUCAGUGUGGCAAAAGCUGCUGGGAGAGAGCGUCAACAAAGGCAGAUGGUUCAGGCUCAACCGAGAAUCAAACAGAUGACCGCACAGUGAAUGCAGCCAGAGAAGAAUAUGCUGUUGUAAGAAAAAGCAGGAAGAUGGAAGAUGAAGAUGGAUUGUCCUCUCGACCCAUUUCCAGCUUCGACCAGGGUGACGCUCAACUAGAAGAAUCAGGACCCAUCACAAAGACAUCUUCAGCAGGAAUCUACCAACCUAUAGAGGAAGACCCCUUUUAUUCUACAAUACAUUUGCAGAGCGCUGACUGAAAACAGAAUCACAUCUGUGAGAGAGUGAAAACCCAGAAUGAUCACAUGUUGUUUUUGUAACUGAACAAGCCGUACACUGCCAGCUGAG
Molecule: messenger RNA, 1095 nt
Organism: Archocentrus centrarchus (flier cichlid)
Lineage: Eukaryota; Metazoa; Chordata; Actinopteri; Cichliformes; Cichlidae
Product: high affinity immunoglobulin gamma Fc receptor I-like
Exons: 10
Coding region: 18-1007 (329 amino acids)
Biological process (GO): immune response; cell surface receptor signaling pathway
Cellular component (GO): external side of plasma membrane
Molecular function (GO): transmembrane signaling receptor activity
Source: RefSeq, a predicted model, not a curated record